AAGGAGUCGUAAUGAACAAAACCCGCUGCGUUUAACGGCUGAGUGAGCGGCUCCCCAUACGCGGUGUUAAGGAUGUGCUGUAAUUACUGAGUGAUGAUGACACCCCGGGUCUCGUGUGGGAGCCGUGCAGGACGCUUUGUGGGGUGAGGCGGGUGUGCGUCUUGCUCCCAGUUUUUUUGCACUUGUCUUUAAGGGCUUUUCUGGGGCAAGUGUCACUAUGGAUUCCCGGCAGCUGCUCGGGGCUGCGCUCCUGCUGCUGGCUGCCUCGGCAGCGCUGUCAGCUCCGCCAGGAGUCCGGUACUCCCGGGCUUUGGACUGGCUGAGCCGGUAUGGAUACCUUCCGCCUCCAGAUCCCCGCACUGGAAAGCUGCAGACGCGGGAAGGCAUCGAGCUAGCCCUGAGGGAGAUGCAGAGGUUCGCCGGGCUCAAAGAAACAGGCAGGCUGGAUGGCGCCACUCUCUCACUCAUGUCCACUCCUCGCUGUUCUCUGCCGGACAUCGUGGGAAUGGCUGACUUGCUGAAGAGGCGGAGGAGGCGGUAUGCUCUAUCUGGGCUGCGAUGGGAGAAGACGGAGAUCACGUGGAGUGUACAUGGCUAUCCCUCGCUCUCUAGCUCGCCAUCCCUCCCAGCAGAUCUAGUUGAGCUUGUCUUGAGACACGCUCUGAGUGUAUGGAGUGAUGUCACUCCUCUGCGAUUUUACCGCCUCUCCCGUGAUGGUGGAGGACGGCAGGAAGAAGGGGACAUCAGGGUCACUUUCACUCGCUCUUUUCAUGAUGAUGGGUACCCCUUCGAUGGCAGAGGUGGCACACUGGCACACGCCUUCUUCCCAGGCACAGAUGCCCUUGCAGGCGACGCACACUUUGACGAUGAGGAGACGUGGAGCUUUGGAGGUGAUACAGGAAGCACUGACCUCUUCACGGUGGCCAUCCAUGAGUUUGGCCAUGCCCUGGGCCUCUCCCACUCCUCCUCUGAGCACUCCAUCAUGAGGCCUUACUACCUGGGCUCAGUGGGAGAUAUCCAGAAGUACAGACUAUCUGCCGAUGAUAGACUAGGAAUCCAGACCCUCUACGGGAUGAAGAUGACCCCAAUCACGGCUCGUCCGGAUGUGUCACUCACCCCUGGGCUGCCACAUUUCCCCUCUCCACCCCCCCCUAGACCAACCACACGCCUCGACCGAGCUCUGCCAAAUCGCUGUGAAGGUGGCUAUGACGCUGUGGCUAACAUCAGGGGAGAGGUAUUCUUUUUUAAGGGUCCAUAUUUCUGGCGAAUCCAAAGGUCGGGGUCCCUCGUCUCCCUAUCCCCAGCUUUGAUUAGGAACUUCUGGAUUGGACUCCCCUCUGGAAUUAAUAAAAUCGACGCUGUUUAUGAGAGAAAAAGUGGCAGCCAUAUUGUGUUCUUCAUUGGUGACCAGUACUGGAUUUUCAGGGAUACGGUGGCUCUCCCUGGAUAUCCCCGGCCCUUGGUGGAGUGGGGGGUGCAAACAGUGGCUGGGAAAGGCCUCUCCAAGGUGGAUGCAGCCUUUGUGUGGGCACACACAGGGAAGACCUACUUGUUCAGUGGGGGGGAGUUCUGGAGGUUUGACGAGUUGGGGAAAAAGGUGGGAAUGAAGCCGGAGGGGGGGUACCCCAAGCAGGCCUCACUCUGGAAAGGGGUGCCCCCAGACCCAGAUGACAUCAUCAGCUGGGGCAAUGGAGACACUUAUUUCUUCAAGGAUGACUCCUAUUGGGUGUUGAAAAGAGGGAGAUUAGACCAGGAAAAUGUGACCUCUAAAUCCAUAUCAGCUGAUUGGAUGGGAUGUGCACCACCACCAAGUCCGACACCUUCUCCCACCAAUGGCAAUGCUAAGUGCUAUGACUGCAUUUGUAAGAAGAAUGGAGGGAUCAAAGUUCAAACCUUUCAUUGGCUGUUCUUGCUAUCUGUCUCUAUAAUAAUCCGGUCACUCAAAAGGUAUUGAGUGGUUAACAAUUUAGCAUUUUCUUCAUAAUUGAAAUUCUGUUAUUGUUAGUCAUCAUUCACACACAGAUGGGAAGAUUUGCAAAAAAUUA
Messenger RNA from Paramormyrops kingsleyae, 2045 nucleotides. RefSeq names its product matrix metalloproteinase-25-like. The record is from RefSeq and is a predicted model, not a curated record. Lineage: Eukaryota; Metazoa; Chordata; Actinopteri; Osteoglossiformes; Mormyridae. Gene Ontology annotation, molecular function: zinc ion binding; metalloendopeptidase activity. Gene Ontology annotation, biological process: proteolysis; extracellular matrix organization; collagen catabolic process. Gene Ontology annotation, cellular component: extracellular matrix.